AUGAACCCCAUACAGUCUCGUUCUCCAUUCACAGCCGACGAGACACUUGGUGACCUGCCCGUCAUCCCAGCCUUCUGCACACACACACACACACACACACCAAACCUGGCCAAUCAAGCGAUAGUACUCCAAGCCAAUUGGCAUCUUAACGAGGCACAUUCCAUGCUCAGCCCUUGUUCCCCUUUUGGCCUUUGCAUUGAAAUUAUCAGAAUUAUUAUUGCCAUUCUGUUCGUCACUGGUCGCCAUCGAAAACCUGAAGACGGCCAGCAAAUGGGUGCCGCGACCACACUUCAGCAGAGUCUUGAGUUCGGCGGCAAACUCACGAUUGCCCGUCACAUAAACGUCCCAAUCACAUAUUUGAGUUGA
Molecule: messenger RNA, 366 nt
Organism: Protopolystoma xenopodis
Lineage: Eukaryota; Metazoa; Platyhelminthes; Monogenea; Polystomatidea; Polystomatidae
Source: the annotation of a GenBank genome assembly